Molecule: messenger RNA, 309 nt
Organism: Rhizophagus irregularis DAOM 181602=DAOM 197198
Lineage: Eukaryota; Fungi; Glomeromycota; Glomeromycetes; Glomerales; Glomeraceae
Source: RefSeq, a predicted model, not a curated record
AUGGGUGGUAAAUACAUUUGCCAGUAUUUCUCCGAUGAAGGAAUAGUUUGUGGGAAUGGAAGUACGCGACCAGAAGGGUGUAGUAUUCACUGGAAAAGACGCCAGCGACCUCUAUGCAAACAAGAUGGGUGUGUAAGACCGACAGCAUCAAAAUAUGGAUAUUGUAAUUUGCAUGUAAAUAAGUCCCAUUCGAAAGCAAAUUAUUACCGGAAGAAGUUAGCUAAGAUGCUUCAGAAUGGGCAGACUCCAGAGACAUUGGGGCAGGCUCUCGAUAGAAUGAAAAGGCCUAAUGCUAUAAGUUGGCCCUAA